UAAAUUUAUUUGUGAAAGCCGUCGUUUCACUUAAAAAAAAACCCGUUCUUCAUCUUCGCAAACAUUUCAACAAUGGCAGCUGCGGCGAGGCCUCUGGUUUCGAUCCAGAACCUGGAAGGAGAUAUGGCUACUGACGGUAGCACCGUUCCAUUACCAGAUGUGUUGAAGGCUGCAAUCAGGCCUGAUAUCGUCAAGUUUGUCCACGCAAACAUGUCAAAGAACAGUAGACAACCCUACGCUGUUAGCAGGAAAGCUGGUCAUCAGACUUCUGCUCAAUCAUGGGGGACCGGUCGUGCUGUUUCUCGUAUUCCUAGGGUUCCUGGUGGUGGAACUCAUCGUGCUGGUCAGGGAGCGUUCGGUAACAUGUGUAGAGGUGGUAGGAUGUUUGCACCAACACGAAUCUGGAGAAGGUGGCACCGUAAGAUCAAUGUUAACCAAAAGAGGUAUGCGAUUGUUUCUGCAUUAGCUGCUUCUGCUGUUCCUUCCAUUGUUCUUGCUCGUGGUCACACUAUUGAAGGUGUACCUGAACUUCCUCUUGUUGUCAAUGACUCAAUCGAAGGUGUUGAGAAAACUAGUGCUGCUAUUAAGGUUUUGAAACAACUUGGUGCUUACGCUGAUGCUGAAAAAGUUAAGGACAGUGAGAAAAUCAGACCCGGUAAAGGUAAAAUGAGGAACAGACGUUAUGUUUCUAAGAAAGGUCCAUUGGUUGUAUACGGAACCACCGAAGGAUCUAAGAUCGCAAAAGCAUUUAGAAACAUUCCUGGUGUUGAAAUUGCUAAUGUUGAGAGACUUAACUUGUUGAAACUUGCUCCUGGAGGUCAUCUUGGUAGGUUUAUCAUUUGGACUAAGUCUGCAUUUGAGAAAUUGGAUCCGAUUUACGGUUCAUUCGAGAAAUCCAGUGAGAAGAAGAAAGGAUACGUGUUACCUAGAUCCAAAAUGGUUAAUGCUGAUCUUGCUAGGAUUAUCAACUCUGAUGAGGUUCAGUCAGUUGUUAGACCUAUUAAGAAGGAUUCUAAGAGAGCACCGAUGAAGAAGAAUCCUUUGAAGAAUUUGAACGUUCUAUUGAAAUUGAAUCCUUAUGCUAAGACUGCUAGGAGGAUGUCUCUUCUUGCUGAAGCUCAACGUGUUAAGGCUAAGAAGGAGAAGCUUGAGAAGAAGAGGACCAACAUUUCAAAGGAGGAGUCUGCUGCAAUCAGGGCUGCAGGAAAAGCUUGGUACCAAACUAUGAUAUCUGACAGUGAUUACACCGAAUUUGAUGUCUUCCAGAAGUGGCUUGGAGUGUCCCAGUGAUUACGCUAGCAGUUUUGUAGUUUCUUCUUUUGCUGGAUUUUCUUGAAUACCUGUAUUUCCUUUUGAACUAGAUAUCUAGUGAAUUUGGUUCAAUUUUCUGUUUCAAGGCAAAGAGACGGGAAGAUGAAUUUUGAUCUUUAGAAACAUAUUAUGGUAGCUGUCUUAUUAAGUUUUAGAGUGCCAGUACUUUUUACUGCUUAUAAUCCUAGUUUGACUUCAUUUUGUGCC
Molecule: messenger RNA, 1518 nt
Organism: Papaver somniferum (opium poppy)
Lineage: Eukaryota; Viridiplantae; Streptophyta; Magnoliopsida; Ranunculales; Papaveraceae
Product: 60S ribosomal protein L4-like
Exons: 2
Coding region: 73-1290 (405 amino acids)
Biological process (GO): translation
Cellular component (GO): ribosome; cytosolic large ribosomal subunit
Molecular function (GO): RNA binding; structural constituent of ribosome
Source: RefSeq, a predicted model, not a curated record